UGAAUAUAACGUCUAUUCGUUUGCCACUUCUUUUUUUUUUUUCUAUUUUCGUCUAUCAAGUAUCUAUAUGCUCAAGUACGUUGGUUCCUUGAUAAGCUCCGUUUUCUCACGCAAGCGAUCCUUUGACGAGGAAGAGAACGACGAAGAACAAAUGAACCAAAAAAAGAUGAAGGUUGAAACCGAUCACGAUGAUGCCGCCGUCGCCGCCGUGAACGAAACCAAGCCGUCGGAAUCCAUCACCUAUUUGCACCGUGUCAAGGUCACCAAUCUCCCUGAAAGAGAACUUGCCGCUGUCAAGAAGCUUUUCAAGAGCAUGGGAUUCUCGCGGUACAAAAAAGCCCCCACUUGGGAUUAUGCUUAUAUCAACUUUGACUCUGAAAGUGAAGCACGCGAUGCCAUGGCCAGACUUGAAGGCCUUGACUUCAAGAAGCGAUUGUUGAAAACAGAAUACGUUCAAAUCGCGGAAGAGGAUUAUCGUAAACGCUUCCAGGGCAAGAAGAAUGCCAAGCCUGAAGAAGAAGCCGAAGAGGAUCCUCGUACCCCCGCUGAACGUUUAGCAGAUCAGGUCACGCCUUUCCACAAAUUAUCUUAUGAAGAACAGUUGAAGCGCAAAAAUCGAUCCGGUCUCAAACACUUAAUGAAUCUUAAAAAGAGCAUUGCAAAACUUCCCGAUCUCAAAGAGGAUUCCAAGCGACAAAUCUCAUGGGCCUUUGAAAAAGGUUCGUUACCGUGUGAAGUGCUGGAUCCUAUUGCCUCGCCUGAAGUGAAUGGUUAUCGCAGCAAAUGCGAAUUCACUAUUGGCAAGAAUUUGGAAGGCGAACCUACCGUUGGUUUUCUUUUGGGCCUUUAUCGUCACGGUAUUACCGCUGUUUUGGAACCCAGUGAAUGUUUGCAUGUUUCUGAUACCACCAAAAAGUUGGCCAAAGCCAUGGAGGAAUAUGUAAGAGCAUCCGAUUAUGAAGUAUAUGAUCGAGCUGAAAAAACGGGCGUCUGGCGAUGCAUCAUGACCAAAACUCAACGCACUGGUGAUGUGAUGGUCUUGAUUCAAAUGAGGGCCAAGGAUUUGUCCGACGCUCAGAUCGAGGCCGAAAAACAGAAACUCAUUGAAUAUUGGAACAACGUGGAGGUGCCAAUCACCACCUUAUUACUUCAAAUUUGGGACGGUGACUCGAAUGGUAUUACCGAUAAAGCCAAGAUCGAAACUCUCACGGGGGAUGGCUACGUAUACGAAGAAUUGCUCGGUUGUCGAUUCCGUAUCUCCAGCAGCGCGUUUUUCCAAGUGAACACCCCUGCAACAGAACUGCUCUAUGCCAAAUGUGCUGAAUGGUGUAAUAUCGAUAAAUCAAAAAAGACCACCUUGUUGGAUUUGUGUUGUGGUACUGGUACAAUUGGUAUCACCAUGGCCAAAUCGGUGGAUCGCGUCGUUGGUAUUGAAAUGGUGCCCGAGGCUAUUGUUGACGCCAAAGCCAAUGCCGAACGAAACAAUAUUACCAACGCUUCCUACUAUGCCGCCAAGGUCGAAGACCGAGUCGACGUGGUCGCCAAUGCUUCCAAUGAGGAAGUGGUGGCCGUCUUGGAUCCCCCAAGAAACGGUGUUCACGCAAGUGUGGUUCGCGCGGUUCGUGAGUCGCCCGCCAUCAAGCGCGUUAUUUUUAUCAGUUGCGAUGCAAAGCAGGCAUUGCCCAAUUUCAUCAGUUUGUGUCGUCCCAAAUCGAAUCGAUUCAAGGGCAUGCCUUUCAAGCCUACCCGGGCCGUCUCCAUUGAUUUGUUCCCUCACACCGAUCAUUGCGAAUUGAUGCUUGAAUUCGAAAGAGUUGAGGAGACCACGUCAUCCGAAUAGAGUAGCAAGCACAACGUUCCAUGUUGAACAUGAUGCUUCGCAUGUGCUAUAGUUAUUUUCUUUGUCUUUAUCUAGAUUAUUUUCGUUUUUGUUUAUUUUUUUUCUCAUUGUAAGUUUGUUGCUUUUUUUUUUUU
This is a messenger RNA of Radiomyces spectabilis, 1974 nucleotides long. RefSeq names its product S-adenosyl-L-methionine-dependent methyltransferase. Gene Ontology annotation, biological process: RNA processing. NCBI's taxonomy places the organism in Eukaryota, Fungi, Mucoromycota, Mucoromycetes, Mucorales, Radiomycetaceae. The transcript has 8 exons. Bases 68 to 1840 code for a protein of 590 amino acids. The record is from RefSeq and is a predicted model, not a curated record. Gene Ontology annotation, molecular function: RNA methyltransferase activity; RNA binding.